UAAAGCGGCUCGCCUGGCCCCAAGCUAACCGACUUUAGUCAAUGGAGCUCCGGGCUGGCUAGUGGGAAUGCCUCCGGAGGUCCCAAAAUUACAGCAGCCUGGCAUACGAGAAAGGGGAAUAUUAAUGCAUUUCCACUAGCCGAAAAGUGUUUUUUUAUGCGCCGGGUUAAAGGAUAUUUCUUUUCGAGGAAGGCUCUCGAAACGCUUAGCCGCCAUAUGCUAACUAGCUCGGUGGUGUUGGCCUCGCUAGCCGGCUUGGUAAAUUUUCAUUUUUUUGCCUUUUGUUACUCGAAGGGCCACAGCGAAGUGUGACAUGGACUGGUUUAUAUUGAAUUACACAAUUAUCUAACGCUAAAGUGUUUUUUUUUUUUUUUUUUUUUUUUUUUGGUCGCUAACAACGGCCGCAUUGUCUCCUCCUCCCUCUCAUGUUCCAAAUGGAGGCCCACGUCUCGUGCCUUUUCCCCGAGAUCCUGGCCAUCAUCUUCAGCUACCUGGACGUGAAAGACAAGGGCCGGGUGGCCCAAGUGUGCGCGGCCUGGAGGGACGCGUCCUACCACAAGUCUGUGUGGCGGGGGGUGGAAGCCAAGCUGCACCUCCGCCGGGCCAACCCGUCCCUCUUCCCUAGCCUGCAGACCCGAGGUAUCAAAAAGGUCCAGAUCCUGAGCCUGAGACGCAGCCUGAGCUACGUGAUCCAAGGUAUGCCCCACAUCGAGAGCCUGAACCUGUGCGGCUGCUUCAACCUGACCGACAACGGGCUGGGUCACGCCUUCGUGCAGGACAUCCCGUCGCUGCGGGUGCUCAACCUCAGCCUUUGCAAGCAGAUCAGCGACUCCAGCCUGGGCCGCAUCGCCGAGUACCUGAAGAACUUGGAGGUUCUGGAGCUGGGCGGCUGCAGCAACAUCACCAACACGGGGCUCCUCCUGGUGGCCUGGGGUCUGCACCGGCUCAAGAGCCUCAACCUGCGCAGCUGCCGCCACGUGUCGGACGUGGGCAUCGGGCACCUGUCGGGCAUGACGCGCAGCGCCGCCGAGGGCUGCCUGGCGCUGGAGAAGCUCACCCUGCAGGACUGCCAGAAGCUCACCGACCUGUCGCUCAAGCACGUGGCCAAGGGUCUGGGCGGGCUCAAGGUGCUCAACCUGAGCUUCUGCGGCGGGAUCUCGGACGCCGGCAUGAUCCACGUGUCGCGCAUGAGCCGGCUGGGCAGCCUCAACCUGCGCUCGUGCGACAACAUCAGCGACACGGGCAUCAUGCACCUGGCCACGGGCUCGCUGCGCCUGUCGGGCCUGGACGUGUCCUUCUGCGACAAAGUCGGCGACCAGAGCCUGGCGUACGUGGCGCAGGGCCUCUACCGGCUCAAGUCGCUGUCGCUGUGCUCGUGCCACGUGAGUGACGACGGCAUCGACCGCAUGGUGAGGCAGAUGCACGAGCUCAAGACGCUCAACAUCGGGCAGUGCGUGCGCAUCACCGACAAGGGCCUGGAGCUCAUCGCCGACCACCUGACGCAGCUGAUGGGCAUCGACCUGUACGGCUGCACCAAGAUCACCAAGAGGGGCCUGGAGAGGAUCACGCAGCUGCCCUGCCUCAAGGUGCUCAAUCUGGGCUUGUGGCAGAUGACGGACAGCGAGCGCGUCAGGUGAAAGGAACCUCCCGGGGAUGCCGAGCGAACUUUGGCGCAGCUCGGAGAUUCUCCCGUUGCUCGCGUGGCUUUUCUCCGCCUACUCCGGCGCCCUCCCGCAUUCCAAAAACAUGUUAGGCUCAUCGAAGGCUCUAAAUUGUCCAGCGGUGUGAAUUUGAGUGGCUGUUUGUCGCCCGGGUUAGUCAGAAUAAGCGCUGCACAAAAUGGAGAGCGAUGUUUUUAUUUUCAGCAGCACGGUUGGAAAUCGGUUAGAUCGUCUGCCACGCAGUCAAAGGUUCAGGGUUUGAAUCUCAACUAUGGCCUUCCCAUGUAGAGUUUACAGGUUCUCCCUGUGCUUGCGUGGGUUUUCUUCCCAAAGGUGCAUAUCAACUUUGAAGACUCGAAAACGUCUCAGAAUGCGAGUGUCAGCGGUCGUUUGUACGCUGGGAUAGGCUUCAGCAGAUGGCAAGCCUUCUUUAACAGUGAACAGCUUUGCUAGUUGUGUGUUGCAAAUAUCGAAUUCAGUUUUGCCUCUCCCCAAAAAAUAUUUCUAAUGUCCGUAACUUCAUUCUUCCUAUCCACAAUUAUCAUUUUUGGAAGCUGCAACGUCAUUUCUUAAGACGUUCGCGAUUCAUGUGUACGGCGUUUGUCGUCACAGUUAUCUCAAAUUCAUUUGCGGAUAUCUGACGCUAGUUUGAGAUAUCUACAAUUUGAUUCUUUUAAUUCCGGUUCAAGAUAUCUGUCAUGCACCUUCAUUCAAGAUAUCUACACGUCCCCUUUCAGAUAUCUUAAGUCAUUUUAAGUAGGCGAAAUGAAGUUGUAGAUAUCUGUGACUGGAAUUAUGACGAGUCAGAAUCAAAUUGUAGAUAUCUCAAACCGCAAUCGACAAUACGCUUCAACUACUCACAAUCACAUUACAGAGCUCUUUAAUUCCAAUUUUGCAAAAUGUAAUUACUAGGACUGGUCAGAAAGACUUUGUUGAUAUCAACUACCGUAAUUUCUCGUGUAUAAUACGCACCCCCAAAGUUGACCUCCAAAUUCUGGAAAACCCUUCUAACUGUGUAUAAUGCAUUUUUACAAUGCAUGAUUUUGCUUCUACCCAUAUGAUCAAAACAAAGUAUUUUUUCAAAGAAUUAUUCUGAAGUUAAGCACUUUAUUUGAACAUUUUUUUAUUUACUUGCUCUUAUUUUGAACUUCACAGCCUUACUUUUAUUUAGUAAAUGAGAAAACACACAGCUGUGCUCAUAUGCUUGAUUACCCAGGCCGAAUUUGUAAGAUGGGUACAAUUCUUUAAAGAAAACAUGAAGGGCUAGGCAAAACACAUUUAAUUUUAUUUUAAUUGGAUUCAAAUUAAACUGUCAAGCAUUUCAGAAAAGCAUUAUCAUUAAACAAAACAUAACCAUGAAGAAAUGAAUGAUGGUUGUUGUUCAGUCAUAUAAAAAAAAAUAAAAAAUUCACAAAUUCUGCCAGGGUAUGUAAACUUAUGAGCACAACUGUACAUACAGUAUAUGCCGUCAUACAUGCAUACCCCCUGUCAUAUUGGAAUGAAAGUGUACACAUUUCUCAUAACCGCUAGAUGGGGGCAUACAUUUAUAAAAUGUGAAAGUUUUUUUUUCCUUUUUCCAUUUCCCCCUAUACCUGUGUAUAAUGCGCACUAUUGACUUUUGACAUUUUGGGGGGGGGGAUGCACAUUAUACACAAGAAAUUACGGUAUGUUAAAUGUGGAUAGUCAAAUUGACCUUUUUAAACGUGAAGAAGGCUUGCCAUGCCAGCUUCCCCAUGAUCCUGAACUGUAAACGCAGCAAGGAAAAUAGAUUGGGCAGCACGAUUCGCUAGUGGUUAUAGCAGGUCUGCCUCGCAGUCAAAUGUUCAGGGUUCGAUUCCCACCUCUUGCCUUCCGGUGUGGAGUUUGCAUGUCCUCCAUGUGCUUGUGUGGGUUUUCUGCAGGUACUCCGGCUUCCUCCCACAUUCCAAAAACUUGCAUAUUCGCUUCACUGAAGCCUCAAAAUUGUGCUGAGGUGAGAACCUGAAUGCCCGUUUGUCUAUCUGCCCUGCGAUUGGCUGGCAACCAGCCCAGGGUGUACCCACCUCUCGCCCAAAAUCUGCCAGAGCGACUUUGUGUGUAUAGUUGUUUAGCUACCUCUCCCACACACACAGCAGUGCCUACAGCGCAAUACACCAGAAAUGACAUUGCAUAUUUUUGCAACUCCAGCACUAAUUCUGCUUUUUGUACAAACUAAAAAAAAUAAAAUCAUGGUAAUAAUAUUAUUAAUAAUAAUAAUAAUAGGUAGGCAUUUUCAUUCUUAAGGCUGGCGUAGCUGCUGGAAUUUUUACUCCUUUUCUGGCUGAUGUAUUUUUUUAACAAGCAAUAUUUUUGGGUAUGGAAUAUUUUUGUACUUCAAAUUGAAGUUGUUUUCACAUUAACGUGUACAAGGCGACGACGACACGCAAAAAGAAAAAAAAAUUACCGUUCCACAGUACUAUGGCCUUGUGAUUGACAGCUGCAAAGGCUUUAUGCAACAAAGAAACAAAAACAACAAAAAAACUGUUCACCAGUUGAUUUUUCUCAAGAGCUUGAAUCUCAAUAGUAUUUGUUUUUAAAUUAAAAAAACAUAACAGUAAUUUAAGAUGUUUUAUAUUCAUACUGUAGUGAUAUUUAUGAAUAAA
This is a messenger RNA of Phycodurus eques (leafy seadragon), 4282 nucleotides long. Its product is annotated as F-box/LRR-repeat protein 14-like. The record is from RefSeq and is a predicted model, not a curated record. NCBI's taxonomy places the organism in Eukaryota, Metazoa, Chordata, Actinopteri, Syngnathiformes, Syngnathidae. The coding region runs from base 426 to 1637 and encodes 403 amino acids. Gene Ontology annotation, biological process: SCF-dependent proteasomal ubiquitin-dependent protein catabolic process. Gene Ontology annotation, molecular function: protein binding. The transcript has a single exon. Gene Ontology annotation, cellular component: SCF ubiquitin ligase complex.